AUGGUAUCGGCAGCUCCUCCGCCUCUUCCUCUUUCGCUACCGCCUUCACCGCCACCAGAGCUUGGUUAUGUACGCACCGUGGUGCUGAUGCUAUUAUGCAUUCUAAUAGUAGCCGCCAUCAUUUAUGGGACCCUCAGGGAAAAUGCUGCUGAUCAAAGAGCCCAUCCAACGCACGACAUUGAAUCUGGGGAACCAACAAUAACAACACCAUUAACCGCACCACCAAGAACGAGAAGAUCAGCCAGAAGACCGCCGCUGCGGCCACGGCUAAUCUGUUGUGGUAUACCUUUCAAGUAUCGAGUGGACAAGAGAGUUGGAUUUCAUAGUGACGAGUGUGUGAUUUGCAUGGAGGAGUUUGAGGAAGAAGAUAAGUGCAGGGUUCUUAAGUGUGAGCAUACGUUUCACAGAGGAUGCAUUGAGAAGUGGCUAUCUAGGGCUGCCAGUUGUCCGCUUUGUCGUGAUUCUGUUUAUGUCUUGCAAGGGGAUCAAUAUCCGCUUUACCCAUACUUGAAUAUGUAUAAUGUGUAG
Prunus armeniaca (apricot) is the source of this 528-nucleotide messenger RNA. The record is from the annotation of a GenBank genome assembly. Lineage: Eukaryota; Viridiplantae; Streptophyta; Magnoliopsida; Rosales; Rosaceae.